CUGGUGACAGACGUUGACCUGUGUCUGCGUGUGCUGGAUGUGCACGUGUUGUACAGCUUGUUUUCGGUUGCCUCGCUUGAGCCAGUUGUGGAAGCUCUGUGCCGGGCCGUGAACAUUGAAGACUUUUGUCACAGAAGUUGGCAGAUCAUCAAAUGUGUCCUUAAGAGUGAUAUCGGCCAUGUGACACUAGGCACACUAUGCAACAUCCUCGAACUGGAGUCCAACCGCAAUCAUUGGGCUCUUGUGCGCGGGUCGGUGUUCUUCCUGGGCAUGGCGUGUUGGGGCAGUCAGCGCAUAGAUACGCUACAGCCGUCCUUCUCAGCCAUUCUGCCAUCGCUGUACCGCUGCUUAGCGUUUGAUAAGCCCAUUGUGGCGUAUGAGGUAAUCCUAUCAGUCUCUCGGCUCAUCAAAUCGUACUACGAGCAACUCACCCCCGUGGAAUGGGACCAGAUGUUCGAGAUUCUAGUGGAGCUGCAGCGCUACUACUACAUCCUGGCAGGUAUGGCCAUAGCAUAA
This is a messenger RNA of Sphaeroforma arctica JP610, 516 nucleotides long. RefSeq lists its product as hypothetical. Gene Ontology annotation, cellular component: nucleus; TSC1-TSC2 complex; cytoplasm. Lineage: Eukaryota; Ichthyosporea; Ichthyophonida. Gene Ontology annotation, biological process: positive regulation of GTPase activity; negative regulation of TOR signaling. The transcript has 3 exons. Gene Ontology annotation, molecular function: GTPase activator activity. The record is from RefSeq and is a predicted model, not a curated record.